Molecule: messenger RNA, 1224 nt
Organism: Vitis vinifera (wine grape)
Lineage: Eukaryota; Viridiplantae; Streptophyta; Magnoliopsida; Vitales; Vitaceae
Product: uclacyanin 1
Exons: 5
Coding region: 354-1004 (216 amino acids)
Cellular component (GO): plasma membrane
Molecular function (GO): electron transfer activity
Source: RefSeq, a predicted model, not a curated record
UCCGACGGAGCGUGGGAUCUGGCAAGGUAAUAAAUCUCCACAACGCAGUACGAGCAACGUGAGUGAGUGAGAGCUAUAUAACAAAAGGCGCGAAGGGGAGCUAAGGUACGCUGUGUGCGCACUAGUCUCAGAUCACUCUUCUUCUUCAUUUGCUCUGCGUUUGGCGCUUAGCAUUUUCAGAGAAAAUAUUUGUUGGAAUUUUUGGAUUGAGAUAUUGCGGAUCAUCCAUCUUUUUGUUGAUUUUCUGGUGUGUGUUGUUCCAGUUCUCCGAUCUCUCUUCUUCUGCUUCGUUCUUCUCAGCGUUUUACUUUUUCAGGUUUGUGUAGUUUCUAAGACCAACGAUCUGAAGGAAAAUGGAAGGACCGCGUCCUGUUUGGGCAGUCAAGGUGAUCAUGGUGAUCGUGAUUGCAUCGAUCUUCUUCCGUUGCGUCUCUGCAAGGAACCACACGGUUGGAGGACCAAACGGUUGGGAUUUGGCGUCCAACCUGCAAGUCUGGUCUCGUUCUUCGACGUUUUACACCGGCGACAAUCUAGUGUUCAGCUACACACCGAACCACGACGUCCUGGAGGUGAACCAGUUGGACUUCGCCAGGUGUCGCACCAUCAACCCACUCGCCACCCACCGCGACGGCGAGACAGUGGUGCCGCUGACCAACGCUGGCACCAGGUUCUUCAUCUGCGGCCGCCGCGGACACUGCACUAGGGGACUCAGACUUAUGGUCCAAGUCCUCGAUCUCCCUUCUGCAGCUCCAGCAUUCCCACCAGCCGAAGAAAGUGCAGCCUCCGAACCUACCAGAAGGGAACGGGCUCCUCCGCCAGGUAAAGGGGACAAGUCGUCGCCGCCGCCGCCUGCCGCCAUGGGAGCAGCACCAGCCAAGAGUCCGGGUGCUGAAGCACAUUGCAGUGUAGGAGUGCGCAUUGGAGGCUGGGUGUGGUGCUGUCUAGCUCUGGCUGCUGUCCUGGUAAUGUUUUCUGAUCUUUAUCUCAUUGAUGAGUUCAAUUAGUACAAAGAUCUCUCACUGAUAGCAUGACUCAUACAUACUUGGGUUGGGUUGAUGAUCAAUUGAUAAUCGGUGAAAUCUUGAAGCAGUUGAUCGUUUUGCUUUUUUUUUUGAAUUGCAUUCUGACUCUCUGGCUAAUAUGAAAAGGAAAUAUAUGGCCUCGCGAAAUUUUUUUGAAAUACAAUUGAUAUUGCCUCAUGCUCAUGCAUGAUUGUUAUUUUGA